This is a messenger RNA of Tarenaya hassleriana, 2204 nucleotides long. Its product is annotated as synaptotagmin-1. The transcript is spliced from 12 exons. The record is from RefSeq and is a predicted model, not a curated record. Bases 399 to 2030 code for a protein of 543 amino acids. Gene Ontology annotation, molecular function: lipid binding. Gene Ontology annotation, cellular component: endoplasmic reticulum. NCBI's taxonomy places the organism in Eukaryota, Viridiplantae, Streptophyta, Magnoliopsida, Brassicales, Cleomaceae.
GCACUCUUCGCGUGUCUUCUGCGUUUCACGAUUCUCUGUACACCUGUUCGUUUCCAAUCAAUUUCCACGUCCAUGGAUCUCCAUCAACGGCCGUAAAUCUCGCAAUCCUGGUGAAGUCAAAUUUCCACUUGUCGGAAGUUGUAAUCCGCAGCUCGUACUGGGAUCGGUCGCGAGGACGAAAAUCUGUGACGUUUGGGCCCAUUUCUUUCGGGUUGCUGUCUUGUCGGAUUUCCAAGAGAGGGUUUAACAAGACAGGUGGUUUGGAAUCUGUGUCUCGGCCGUAGGAAGGAAAAUUUCCUGAUCUGGCUUUGUCUGUGCUCCCCAGAAAGUUUCAGGGUUUUGUUUGGUUGCUGAGAAAGUUCGCGUCGCGGGAUCUGGAAACGAAAGGGAACAUCGAAAUGGGCUUCUUCAGUACUAUACUAGGGUUUUGCGGAUUUGGAGUUGGGAUUUCGCUGGGACUUGUUAUUGGGUAUUUGCUUUUCAUCUACGUGCAGCCCAGCGACGUGAAGGAUCCUGAAAUCCGCCCGUUGGCUGAACAAGACCCUAAUGCUAUGCAACGGAUGCUUCCAGAGAUACCACUAUGGGUGAAAAAUCCAGAUUUCGAUCGUGUCGAUUGGUUAAACAGGUUCAUAGAGUACAUGUGGCCUUUCCUUGACAAGGCCAUUUGUAAGACUGCCAAAAAUAUAGCAAAGCCAAUAAUCGAGGAGCAGAUACCCAAAUACAAGAUUGAUUCUGUUGAAUUUGAGACACUUACAUUAGGUUCUUUACCUCCAACAUUUCAAGGGAUGAAAGUUUACAUCACAGAAGAGAAGGAGUUGAUUAUGGAACCUUGCAUCAAAUGGGCUGCGAAUCCUAAUGUCACAGUGGCUGUCAGGGCAUAUGGGUUGAAGGCGACAGUUCAGGUGGUGGAUCUACAAGUUUUUGCCGAGCCACGUAUCACUCUCAAGCCGUUGGUCCCAAGUUUUCCUUGUUUUGCUAAUAUAUUUGUCUCUCUCAUGGAAAAGCCGCAUGUUGAUUUUGGGCUGAAACUUGGUGGGGCUGAUCUUAUGUCAAUCCCUGGCCUUUACAGAUUUGUCCAGGAGCUCAUUAAAGAUCAAGUGGCAAACAUGUAUCUCUGGCCCAAGACCCUGGUAGUUCCAAUUCUUGACCCGGCAAAAGCCCACAGAAGACCCAUUGGAAUUCUCCAUGUGAAGGUCGUGAGGGCGAUAGGGUUGAGAAAGAAAGACCUUCUGGGCGCAUCAGACCCAUAUGUGAAAAUUAAGCUUUCUGAUGACAAGGUCCCGUCCAAGAAGACCACUGUGAAACACAAGAACUUGAAUCCUGAAUGGGGCGAGGAGUUCAAAUUUUCUGUUAGAGAUCCUCAGACUCAGGUUCUAGAGUUCAAUGUGUACGACUGGGAACAGGUUGGCAAACACGACAAGAUGGGUAUGAAUGUGUUACCGCUGAAGGAUCUGACACCUGAGGAGCCUAAAACCUUCAAAUUGGAUCUGUGUAAGACUCUGACGCCCAGCCAAGAAGGAGAGGCUGCUCAGACGGAGAAGUCUCGUGGGCAGCUGGAGGUUGAGCUCUUGUAUAAGCCCUUCUCCGAGGACGAAAUGCCCAAAGGCUUCGGAGAGACGCAGACUGUGCAGAAAGCUCCAGAAGGAACUCCGGCUUCUGGGGGGCUGCUCGUUGUGAUAGUGCACGAAGCUCAGGACGUUGAAGGGAAGCACCAUACUAACCCUUACGUUCGGAUAUUCUUCAGAGGGGAAGAGAAGAGAACUAAGCAAGUGAAGAAGAACAGAGACCCGAGGUGGGGAGAAGAGUUUACGUUCAUGCUGGAAGAGCCUCCGGUCCGUGACAAAAUGCAUGUGGAGGUUCUCAGCACGUCCACAAGGAUAGGUCUUCUCCAUCCAAAGGAGUCGUUGGGGUAUGUGGAGAUACAAAUGGCGGACGUUGUGAGCAACAAACGGAUCAACGACAAGUUUCACCUGAUCGAUUCCAAAAACGGCAAGAUUCAGCUGGAGCUCGAGUGGCGCACUGCUCCCUAAGAAUCUAUCUCAACCUUUUUCUUUCUAAUCUUUCAAGAUUUUAUUCACACUUGUGGACCUACCUCUCUCUCUCUGUAUUCCCCACAUCAACCCUUCUCAAAAAUCUCAAUCAUUUGCCUGUUUUUAUUUAAAUAUUUAAAUAUCGCAUCUCGAGCUGAUUAUAGGCUCCAGCAA